AUGUAUGUGGGCUAUAUAUUGGAUAAAGAAGUAAGCAUGUACCCAGGACCCGUUAGACGACCAAGCAUCAAUUUAUCUACACAGAACUUCGUUUCUCCGCCACAGUACUCGGAGUACGCGGGAUAUCAUGUGCCUAAUAUGGAAAGCCAUCCCCAAGCCUCAGUGUCUUGGACCUCUCCGUAUGGUCCACCAAGAGAGGACUGGAGUUCUUAUGGGCCCGGUCCAUCGAACACAGUGCCAGUUCAGAUAAGUAACUCUACUCCAGGGCAGGUUUCUUACAGCUCGCCUGACUAUAACGCCAUGAACCCCUCAGCUGGAGGCAUCCUUCCUCCUUUAGACGCAAUCUCGGGGGGGCAAACGUCGCCCAAUAGUCAGAGGCGCAAUCCUUAUGAAUGGAUGAAGAAAACAGCGCAGAUCUCUGCUGCAGGUAAAACCCGCACAAAAGACAAGUACAGGGUGGUUUAUACGGAUCAUCAGAGGCUUGAGCUGGAAAAGGAAUUUCACUACAACAGGUACAUUACUAUCAAGAGAAAAUCCGAACUGGCAACCAUCCUAGGACUCUCAGAAAGACAGGUUAAAAUCUGGUUCCAAAAUCGAAGGGCCAAGGAACGGAAGAUGACCAAGAAACAGUUAGCUCAGUCUGAUGGUUGUCUGGCUCCCCAUGGUCCGGGCCCAGGGAGUCCUGUAGAGAUGCCAGGGCAGAUGCUGCUUGGGGGCCACAUUUCUGGAGGUCCGCCCGUGGGGAAUAUGGCCCAAGUAACUGUCACACUCUAA
Molecule: messenger RNA, 774 nt
Organism: Rhincodon typus (whale shark)
Lineage: Eukaryota; Metazoa; Chordata; Chondrichthyes; Orectolobiformes; Rhincodontidae
Gene: cdx4
Product: caudal type homeobox 4
Exons: 3
Coding region: 1-774 (257 amino acids)
Biological process (GO): embryo development; regulation of transcription by RNA polymerase II; anterior/posterior axis specification
Cellular component (GO): nucleus
Molecular function (GO): RNA polymerase II transcription regulatory region sequence-specific DNA binding; DNA-binding transcription factor activity, RNA polymerase II-specific
Source: RefSeq, a predicted model, not a curated record